Histoplasma capsulatum G186AR is the source of this 834-nucleotide messenger RNA. RefSeq names its product deoxyribose-phosphate aldolase. Gene Ontology annotation, cellular component: cytoplasm. The transcript has a single exon. Bases 1 to 834 code for a protein of 277 amino acids. Gene Ontology annotation, molecular function: deoxyribose-phosphate aldolase activity. Gene Ontology annotation, biological process: carbohydrate catabolic process; deoxyribonucleotide catabolic process. The record is from RefSeq and is a predicted model, not a curated record. Lineage: Eukaryota; Fungi; Ascomycota; Eurotiomycetes; Onygenales; Ajellomycetaceae.
AUGGCCACUCCUGUACCUGUAACCAACUUGGAAUGGAGUGCUCUAAUCUCGAAAACCGUUGCUAGCCUCCCUCAAAUAAACACAACAAACUACCCACCCCCUGGAGACCCCCUGAACUCGAUCCCAAAGACAAUAGACCACACUCAACUAGCCCUUACUGCAACAGAAGCUCAAAUCGACACCUUGUGCACUGAAGCCAUCAAGUACAACUUCGCAACCGUCUGCGUGCGCGCAAACUAUGUUUCGUGCGCCGCUGCGCGGUUGAAGGGAAUUGACAUUGGCGUGGCAUGUGUCAUUGGCUUCCAUGAGGGAACGUAUAGCACCGCCGAAAAGGCCUCGGAGACCCAAGGUGCAAUCAACUGUGGUGCAUCGGAGAUAGAUAUGGUUAUCAAUUACCCGCUGUUGAAGGAGGGGAAAUAUACAGAUGUAUACGAGGAUGUCCUUGCGGUACGGAAGGUUGCUUCAAAUCCGGACGAUAUCGGCGACCAUAGAGUUGGUUUGAAAGUCAUUCUUGAAACAUCGCAGUUGAGCCGCGAGCAGAUUGUUGCGGGAUGCGUGAUUUCCAGUUUAGCUGGGGCGGACUUCGUCAAGACCAGUACAGGCUUUAAUGGGCCGGGGGCUAGCGUGGAGAAUGUUGCGCUGAUGAGGGCAGUUUGUGAAACUCUUGGGAAAGGGGUUAAGGUUAAGGCCAGCGGUGGAGUGAGGACAUCUGGAGAUUGUGUGGAUAUGAUCAGGGCGGGGGCGGAGAGGAUCGGGGCCAGCGCUGGAGUGAAAAUAGUGGAGGAGUUGAGAGGAAAUUCGGUGGGUGCCCCUGCAGGAGACAGAAGCUAUUGA